AUGGCAGUGAACUGCGAGAGGGAGGCCUACUUCGCGAAGCUCGCGGAGCAGACGGGGCGUUAUGACGAGAUGGCGGCCCACAUGGAGACGGUGGCGAGGUUGGGAGACGAGCUUUCGGCUGAAGAGCGCAACCUCUUGUUCGUGGCCUUCAAGAACGCCGUGGGUUCGCGCCGCACAGCGUGGCGUAUCGCGACCGCAGUGAAGCAAAGGGAGAUCAGCAGGGGCAACGAUGAGCAGGCACUAUUAGCUACGGAGUACUGCGACAAGAUAGGGGCCGAACUCGAUGAAUUUUGUUCGAAACUCCUUGAACUGUUGGACGGCGGUCUCAUCUGCAAGGCAACCAAAGGCGAGAGCAAGGUUUUCUAUCAUAAGAUGAAGGCCGACUACUAUCGCUACAUUGCCGAACACACCACCAGCGAUGCCAAGGUAAAGGCGUCGAAUGAUGCCACAUCUGCCUACGAGGAAGCGCAAGCGCUUGCCAGGGACCUGGCAGCGACGCACCCGAUCCGUCUCGGGCUUGCACUGAACUUCGCCGUUUUUCAAUUCGAGGUGUUGGCGAAUCUGGACGAGGCGUGCUCCAUGGCGCGCGUCGCUUUGGAGGACGCGAUCGCCGAGCUUGACAUCGUCGGAGAGGACUCGUCCAACGAUACCACCCUCAUCAUGCAGCUGCUUCGCGACAAUCUGUCAUUCUGGACCUCGGACCAGGAGGGUGGCAAACCGUAA
Messenger RNA from Prorocentrum cordatum, 723 nucleotides. The record is from the annotation of a GenBank genome assembly. NCBI's taxonomy places the organism in Eukaryota, Dinophyceae, Prorocentrales, Prorocentraceae.